AUGGAAACCUCUCGCCGGCCAUAUUUGAAGGAUCUUGCCCAGCGUGGGGCGAUCAAGGGCGUGACAAUUUCAACUAAUGCUGGAGGGAAGGACUCGGACCUUUGCCACUACUUCGGGGGUGUGCGAUACGCUCUCCCCCCGCUACAGCGAUGGCGCCGAGCUCGUCGCUUACCAUCCACCUUCAUAUAUGGCACAACUCAAUCACCGGGAGAAUGUGAGGGUGGAGCAGGACUUUGUCCGCAGCCUGGAUUUAUGAACCUCUCAAGCUCUAAUGAGGAUGCGUGGUCAGAAGACUGCUUCCAAUGCAAUGUUUGGGUUCCCACAGGGGAAGCUCCUCGGGGUGGAUGGCCGGUCUUUGUUUUCAUUCAUGGUGGUUGGUUGCAAUUUGGUUCUCCAAAUGGAUUCAACGCGGCGGCCCUUCUUGGCGAAACGGAUUUCAAAGCUGUUGUGGUUAUGCCGGCAUAUCGUGUGAAUCUGUUUGGAUUCCUUUACUCGUCUGAAUUGGCAGAUGAUGCAGCCGCCGUUGGGGAAACUGUUGGUAACCAUGGGUUUUGGGAUCAGAGAAUGGCACUAGAGUGGAUCAAAGAGAAUAUUCACCUCUUUGGCGGAAAUGCGAACAACGUCACCAUCUCAGGCUAUUCUGCUGGUGCAAACUCCGUCUUUCACCAAUUAGCCUAUGACCUCCGCCAACCCGAUUCCAAGUCCAUCAUUCGCCAAGCAUGCAUGUUCUCAAACUCGCCCGCUGUACAGCCCAAAAGCCCAGCCGAAACACAAACUCAAUUCAAUCAGCUACUUGCUGCACUUGAAAUACCAGUAACACUGUCUGCAAACGAGAAACUUGCUCGCCUCCGCUCAUUACCUCCUAAAACCCUCCUCGAUGCAGCCGAGACGAUUGAAAUCCACCAGUUUCGACCAACUACCGAUACUGGCUUCAUACUUCCGACUUUGUUCGAAUCGCUUGAUAAUGGUGACUUUGCACGAAUGAUGCUUGCGCGCAAUAUCCGGUUGAUAUUAGGCGAGUGCCGCGAUGAAGGUCACCUCUACGCAGUGUGGUUCCCACCAAAGUUAGAUACAUUAUCUGGCAUCCGUACACGCCUGGCUGCGGACUAUCCUGAGCAUAUCGUGAAUGCUGUUAUUCCACUUCAUUAUCCAGAUGGCAAACUUCCAUCAGGUUGCAAAGACUGGAAAACAGAUGCUUGGGGACAAAUAUACGCUGAUAUGCAGGUAUAUCAUAUGCAGCGCGGUUUUAUUCAUGCACUUACCUCUAAUACUGCGAACGUGGAUGCUUCUCGGCUGCUUUUCCGAUAUCGUAUCGAAUACCGGGCGAAGUGUAUGGAUAAGUCUCUUCCAAUUGAGUGGGGUGUCACGCACUCAUCGGAUUACCCACUAUGGUUUUGGGGUAACGGAGAUGUCCUCACACCAGCCGAGAAGAAGAGUACCCACGAGGCGUUUAUUGGCCCCCUUACUCGCUUCCUUCAGGGCUAUCAAGCGACUGGAUCAGAUGGAUUUGGGUGGGAAACUAAUGGAUGCAAAGGUGUACGUACUCUUAAGCCCGACGGCACUGUUAAGAUUCAAAGCGAUGCGACAUGGGAUGAAGGAGUGAGAGUGUGGAAGGCAUUGAGACGUGCGGAUGUGUCCAAGCCCAAACUUUAA
Penicillium angulare is the source of this 1653-nucleotide messenger RNA. Its product is annotated as putative carboxylesterase. NCBI's taxonomy places the organism in Eukaryota, Fungi, Ascomycota, Eurotiomycetes, Eurotiales, Aspergillaceae. The record is from RefSeq and is a predicted model, not a curated record. The transcript has 3 exons. Bases 1 to 1653 code for a protein of 550 amino acids.